Ochotona curzoniae (black-lipped pika) is the source of this 5628-nucleotide messenger RNA. RefSeq names its product eukaryotic translation initiation factor 4E family member 3 (gene EIF4E3). The transcript has 7 exons. Gene Ontology annotation, biological process: translational initiation. The record is from RefSeq and is a predicted model, not a curated record. Lineage: Eukaryota; Metazoa; Chordata; Mammalia; Lagomorpha; Ochotonidae. Gene Ontology annotation, cellular component: eukaryotic translation initiation factor 4F complex. Gene Ontology annotation, molecular function: translation initiation factor activity; RNA 7-methylguanosine cap binding. Bases 55 to 774 code for a protein of 239 amino acids.
CCGCGGGCCUCGCGGUCCGUGCGUCCGCCGGUCUCGCAAGGCGGGGCGGAGAAAAUGGCGCUGCCCCCGGCCGCCGCGCCCCCCACCGGGACUCGGGAGCCGCCGGGACCCCGCGUCGCCGCCGCUGCCUCCGAGCCGCCGCCAGGCCUGCAGCAGCUCUCGGCGCUGCAGCCCGAGCCGGGCGGGGUCCCGCUGCACUCGCCCUGGACUUUCUGGCUCGACAGGUCCCUCCCUGGUGCCACAGCUGCCGAGUGCGCAUUGAACCUGAAGAAAAUCUACACGGUGGGGACAGUACAGAUAUUCUGGAGCGUGUACAAUAAUAUCCCGCCUGUGACCAGCCUACCCUUGCGAUGUAGUUACCAUUUAAUGAGAGAAGAGAGGCGGCCGCUCUGGGAAGAGGAGAGUAAUGCGAAGGGCGGCGUGUGGAAGAUGAAAGUCCCCAAGGACAGCACGUCCACAGUUUGGAAAGAGCUGUUGUUAGCAACUAUCGGAGAGCAGUUCACAGACUGUGUGGCAGCAGAUGACGAGGUCAUAGGAGUGAGUGUCAGUGUCCGGGACCGAGAGGAUGUGGUCCAAGUGUGGAACGCCAACGCCUCGUUAGCAGGCCAAGCCACAGUUCUAGAAAAGAUCCAUGAACUUCUGCCCCACAUAUCUUUUAAAGCAGUAUUUUAUAAACUGUCCCAGGAGCUUUGGCUGCCACUUGUAGUUUCCAGACGCACCAUUUCAGCCAUGGUGAGGGCUUCGAUCCCUUCUCUGAUUUGCUGCCAGCCGUGAACGGGCGGAUGUGAUGCCUGCCAGCCAACAGGGUGAGUGUGUGUCGGUGGCUCUUUGCCUGAUAACUCACAAGUCUAAAACUCCAUCAGGAUAGUCUUCCCCGCCCCUCCCCUCCACAGGGAAGAUAAGUGAUUAUGUAUUUAGAAGAAGGGACAAACUCCGCCGUUGUUUGCCAGUGUGGUCCUUGGGUGGUUCAGGUGGCAAUCUCAGGAUGUACGAACAGCAGAGGGCGACUCGGCUGGACUUUUGUGCUUGUUCUGAAAAGAUUCCAAAGGCUGCGCUGUCAAAAUUACAAGACCACACACUCAACCACAUGAGUCCCAGCUUUUGGUGUCAUUAUGGAAAACUUAAUGAUCACAUGAGCUGUCAUGGAAGAAGACUAUAAUGGCCUCAUUGAGGACGUUUUUUGGUCUCAUUUGUACAUUCAGUGAGUCCCGUUUGGACUUCCCUCGUGACAGGGCUCAUGGAGAUUUUGGGCUCUCAAGAAAAACUCUUGGGCAUUUUAAAACCAUAGUUUAUUCAUUGAACUUUUAGGGAUAGGCAGAGGGAGGUUGAUUCUUUGAUACCAGUUUUACACAUUUGAUGUUUCUCUCAUUUUCCUUAGAAAUGGAUGGUUUCCUUGUAGUGAUAGCACAGUGGUGACCUGCCUUUAUCAGAAAGGAUGACUGUUGAGACCAAAUGUCUUGGGUGAAAACUGACAUCAUUUAGUGGUGGCUUUGUCAUAGGAUGAGGUCGAUUUCAGGAGGAAUUAUUUGGUUUCAGGCUUUGUAUUGAAUGGCACUUAGUGGUCAAAUCCAUUGUCAGAAAUGUACCUUGUUUGUCUUAGUAAAGCUGUUUUUGAAACAGGUUUUAUUUACUGGAGAGAAACAUAGGGGAACAACAUAUUUUCUUGGAAGUUGAAAGAAUAGUUGCUUGACAUGUGAAAAAUUGAUCUCUCUCUUCCACGAGUUCCUAUUUAUGACAAAGCGUGUGGAUUGGAGGAACCCGAGAAGUUAUCUGUCUAAACCUGCUCUGUCUACACAUGCGACAGGUCAUGGUUUGUAGGGUCUCGCUGGGGUGGCUAAGUCACUGAGUUUGGUCAGGAAUGGAUCCUCAUUAUUUGUUUCCCAAUCACUGGUCCUUUCUUGCAUAUCUUAAAGAGAUUAGCACAGCCCAGUCAGCUCAGUAAAGCUCUUUUGUUAACUAUCUGUUUAAGGUACAACAUGCAGUGUCUAUUUGGGCCAAGUGUUCAAAGAUUUUAUAGCUAGAGGUCAUUUUGAAAAAUGCUUGCACUUUCAUAGAUCUUUUUCAAAAGGCCUCAUUGAAGCAACUAACCUAAAUAGCAGGGACCAGAUGAUCCUCAAAGAGCCUGUUGACCUUCAGAUCCACUUUCAUAUUGGCUUGUGUUUUGCUCACACUACUUGAUGUUUUCAAUUUGUUCUGCUGGAGCCCAGAGAUAGAGGGGAAAAAGGUUGAGUCUUGUGGCUUCUUCACCAUAUUCUUUCUUUGGCCAUACCUUAGGGCAGAUAGUAAGCAAUAGCACCUAAGGCAGGAAGUCCAUAAUGGAAAGAGCCGGCUAAGGGAGUUGUGGAAUUUUCAGUAUUGGAGUCUUGGAUAAUUUUAAUUGGUGCUCUUGGCUCAGUCCCUUGGUUCCCAUCAGUUCUUUAGUGGUUUUGCAUUGCCAUGCAACUGUGACAGACUUGAGUAAAUGUCUGUAGGUUAAGGAGCAGAUGGCCUGUGUUAAGUUCUGUUUUGGGGGGGAAUCAGGUAAAGUGAAGAACAAACUCUAGGAUCGGUGUUAGAUACAAAUGAGAAUGCAUGCAGUGGUUAGACUUCUGAAGGUACUAAAAUAUCGGCAAACUCAGGGAUUUGGGUUGCCUGUCAUUUCUGUUUUCAGUAUUGAGAGAGUCUGACUCAAUCUCGCUAUCAUAAAAUUGGUGGUAUGUAAUUUAACAAAACCACAUGAAUGGAUUUAUUGAAAAUGAGGCUCAUUUUAUUCAAUAAUUUCAAUUGGGUAAGUCCCACUAUCUGAAAAAUCAAUCUGAAGAACUGUAAUGAAAAUGAUCUAUUGUUGGACAAAAUGCAUUGUUAGACUCAGUUGAAUACUUUGUCUUUCUAAAUAUGCAAGUGGUUUAUAAUUAAUGGAUUGUAAUAAACUUCCCUUCAUUCUAUAGCAAGUAGAGGUACCCUAAGCCCUGUUAGCUGGAGCACUUACUCUGAUUUUUUUAAAUCCUCUUCUCACUUUCCCCUUAAGGCACACUUCCAGAAUUUACCCCAGGGACUGAUUUUCUCCCUUUAUGAUGCCAUUGCCCCUCUCCAUGCAUUGUGUCUCUGUUAGUUAGUCCUUCCAUUGUCAAAAGUUUAUUCAUAGUCAUAUGCCUUUGAGAACUUUGCAGUUCAUUGAGCCAAACACAGAUUAAUCAGUAUGAAUGAUAAUUUGGCAAAAUUGGCUGAAAAUAAACUCUGAGUGAAACAUUUCAUGGUUAAGAGUCCUCGUGGUGGAACAGGUCAGGCACUAGUGUAGGUGGUGAGAAGAGCAAGUUGCCUCACUCAACUGUGAGAAAAUGAAACUUUGAGAGAAAUGGAAUACACAGAUAGAUUAUGGUGGCAAACCUUUUAAGGUCACACAGCGGGUAUUGGCCUUGAUUUACAUUGUGAUAGCCAGGCCUGCAUAACAAAUUAAUGUAGGGGACAGGAAACGGAAAGGAGGGCUGCACACUUCGGGGCUCAGGGUGUGCUGGGUUCUUUAAUGCCACUGCUCACCAGGAAGGCAUCACCCACCCUGAUGCCAUAGGUUUUACUGGUGCCUACCUCGUGCGCCUCAUGGACACCGAGAGCGAGGAAUUGUUGAGCCCGCUGCAUGCUUAGUAGGCAGCUAGCCGUGAGGUUACAGUCUGCAUGUGCAUGGAGUUUAGAGGCGUUGAGUAGAUGCUGAACAUGUGAGCUUGUUUGGGAGUCUCUGCUAAGGCCCUGCAUUGUUCCGGCUGAGCAGUUCUCCCUGGCUCGUGGGUGCUGUUUCGAGUUUGAGCAUCACAUGACAUGGCUAUGUCAUGUUUGCCCAGAGUCGUUUCCCCUUACUUGCCUAAAGUUUCUUCUUUAAUCUCUCUCAUAAUCAAAUUCCUAGUCUUUGACUUCCCAAGAGGAGGUGAAAACGUGGGAAAUUAUGUCUUACUUCACAAUUGAUAGGACUGGGAGUUCCUUGCUUUUCUAAAUAAAGCUGGACCAUGUCAGUUUUUUUGGUUUUUUUUUUUUUUUUUUUUUUUUGUCGUUGGUUUUGGGGUAGAGUGGUGGCUCCACAGCUUCUGGGACAAGGUGGGUGCAGCUGACAGGUGCUUUGGGACAGGAAAGCUGGCCAGCAGGCUCUCCUGGGCUGCAGCCCAUCAGUGGCCAAGCCACUUUGUUGUGCUUAAAUUUCCAGUCCCUGAAAUUUUGACUUUGAAAAGUAAUUUUAACAAUUUAAUAAACUAUAUAAUAAGUUUUAUAAGCCAGAGCGGAUGAUCUUAAGUAUUUUGGUCUCUUUCAUAACACAAUGAACCUAAUAUUGGUAAAAAUACAGAUCUUCACUCGUGCCAUAAAGAGAGGCUAGAUUUAAUAAGCUGUUAUGAGUGCUGGCAGCUGCCUAUCAGAUUGUAUAACGUGGGCUCCAGCAUGCGGAGACAGUGUCAACUUACAUUUUAUCUCUGAAGUAUUUUUGAGGCGUUUAUUUUGCCCUUCUCCCCAGUCCCUAACCUAAUAGAUGUAAUGUAAUUGGCUGAAUAUUUUCCACAAAGCUAAUUGGCUAGGGGCCAAUGGUGGAAUCCAUUGUCUGGCUUGAUGAAGAUCAGAAAUUAACAUGACAUUUACGCGGAGGUAAUGGAAUAUGUUAGCUAGGUGGUAACUCCAGAUGGUGCUGGAGUGUCCAUCCUUUCCUGCCGGAAGCAGUGCAGGUGGUUCUGAAGCUGAUGAAAGGGCCAUCACCCUCCUCCCCAGCCCGCUCGCUCCUCCCAGCAAUGGCCAGCCUGUCCUCCCCCGGUCCCAUGUCAUAUGCACUUUUAAAUUCUUCAGGCAGUAUUAUAAGACGAACUAAUGAAUUCUUCCAUUUGUCAAUUUAAAAAGAAAAUCCACCUACUACUAUUGCAAGAUUAAAUUCCAAUUAGAAGAUUGCAUUUAAUUCAGAAGCUGUAACAUUGUUUCAAUGAAUUCUGUUGGAGGUGACAGUUUAUGUGAGAUAAAUUUAUACGGUGCAGGUAGAUAUAAAUUCACUGAAUAAUGUUAAACAUGUUACUUCUUAUAUAUUAGCUGUGAAAUUUAUUUCUUCUCUAGUUACAUCCCCCAAGGAGGGCGAGUCAGAGGGAAAAACACGUCUUCAAGGAGAGAAGGCUUUCUGUCCUGUCAGACAUUUGCUCGGAAAUCGCCUUUUCUCACUUUUAUUUAAAAAAAAAAAUCUGUUACGUUUCUGCAUUAACUGAAUUUAUGAUUCUUGGUGUACGCUAUUUAUAAAAUUGAAUAUAGGUUUUAUGAUAUAGGAAAUUAGUCUAGGAUUGAGAAUAUGAUCCAAGUUUGUAAUAAAGGUAAUCUGCAUUUAUAUUACAGGUAUUUUCCGCUCCCCUCUGAGCGCCCUGUGGGAUUACACAGAUUUUUCUGGGCGUACAGAGUCACUGUAAGCGUUGGAGGUAGUGGACAGGCUCUUGUUGCUAUGUCACUCCACAAAGCUGUAGACCUUUAACCUCGCCCCUGGCUGGAAGUCCUCCUGGUUUUCCAGUCUUCUCCCCCCAACUCCCUUUGUUUUUGUGCCUUCCUGUGCCUCAGGCAAACAUCAUUAUGGAUCACUUCCCCCUCAAUGUGGAUGUAGCCUUCCAGAGAUCUUUCACCUGAGUCCUUGCAGGAAAGCCUGCA